Molecule: messenger RNA, 2926 nt
Organism: Arachis duranensis
Lineage: Eukaryota; Viridiplantae; Streptophyta; Magnoliopsida; Fabales; Fabaceae
Product: 1,4-alpha-glucan-branching enzyme 1, chloroplastic/amyloplastic
Exons: 14
Coding region: 204-2735 (843 amino acids)
Biological process (GO): glycogen biosynthetic process
Cellular component (GO): cytoplasm
Molecular function (GO): 1,4-alpha-glucan branching enzyme activity; cation binding; hydrolase activity, hydrolyzing O-glycosyl compounds
Source: RefSeq, a predicted model, not a curated record
GCCGUUGUUUGCUUCUUCACGGGGUGAAAGCACAUAUGCUGUCCUUUCCUUCCUGUUCUGUAUAGUUACUGUAGCUACUAAUCACAAUAAUAUAUCAACCAUGUCCAUGGGUCCCAUGUGUUUCUGCUUGGCGCUACUCACUCACUUAUUUAUCGCGCCUUACGGUGUUCCUCAAUGCAACUUUAACAACCUCCUCUCUCAACAUGGUUGCUCUUAAUCCUCUGCUUCCUCCCUCUUGCUCACCCUCCUCCCAGGUCUCCAGAAAUAAGCACCGGCUUACAACGCAAACUUCCAUUCCACUCACUAUUCCCUUUCGCAGACUGCAUGCAUUCAAUGGCUUCAUCUUUCCAUCAACAAAACCAAUACACCAUACGGUGAGGCCAGGUUUCAAAGGCAUAGCUGUUAUGACUGAUGACAAGUCAACAAUGUCUUCCACUGAGGAAAACUUAGAAAAUAUCGCCAUCUUUAAUGUUGAUCCUGCCCUAAAAGAAUAUAAAGAUCACUUCAAUUAUCGAUUAAAGAGAUAUGCAGAUCAGAAGAAGCUUAUUGAGGAAUACGAAGGAGGCCUUGAGGAAUUUGCAAAAGGUUAUUUGAAAUUUGGAUUUAACAGAGAAGAAGGUGGCAUUGUGUACCGUGAAUGGGCACCUGCUGCUCAGGAAGCACAAGUUAUUGGAGAUUUUAAUGGAUGGGAUGGUUCUAACCACCGAAUGGAAAAAAGCCAGUUUGGCGUCUGGAGUAUUAAGAUUCCUGAUGUUGAGGGAAAUCCAGCUAUACCUCACAAUUCGAAAGUGAAGUUUAGAUUCAAACACAGUGAUGGAGUUUGGGUUGAUCGAAUCCCUGCUUGGAUUAAAUAUGCUACUGUCGAUCCAACCAGAUUUGCUGCACCGUAUGAUGGUGUCUACUGGGAUCCACCACUUUCCGAGAGGUAUCAGUUUAAGUAUCCACGUCCCCCAAAGCCCAAGGCCCCAAGGAUAUAUGAAGCUCAUGUGGGAAUGAGUAGCUCUGAACCCCGCAUAAACUCCUACACGGAAUUUGCAGAUAAUAUUUUGCCCCGCAUUCGAGAAAACAACUAUAACACUGUCCAGUUAAUGGCUGUGAUGGAACAUUCCUAUUAUGCGUCAUUCGGGUAUCAUGUAACAAACUUCUUUGCCGUGAGCAGUAGAUCUGGAACCCCUGAAGAUCUUAAAUAUCUAAUAGACAAGGCACAUAGCUUAGGUAUGCAUGUCUUAAUGGAUGUCGUCCACAGUCAUGCUAGUAAUAAUGUUACCGAUGGACUCAAUGGAUAUGAUGUUGGUCAAAGUUCACAAGAUUCUUACUUCCAUACUGGAGAUAGAGGCUACCAUAAAUUAUGGGAUAGUAGGCUCUUUAACUAUGCAAAUUGGGAAGUUCUUCGUUUCCUUCUAUCGAAUUUAAGGUGGUGGCUUGAGGAAUUCAAAUUUGAUGGAUUUCGAUUUGAUGGAGUAACAUCAAUGCUGUAUCAUCAUCAUGGGAUUAACACUACAUUUACAGGGAAUUAUAGUGAAUAUUUUAGUGAAGCCACAGAUGUAGAUGCUGUUGUUUAUCUGAUGCUGGCUGAUACUCUGAUCCGUAAUAUUUUCCCAGAUGCAACUGUCAUUGCUGAAGAUGUUUCUGGCAUGCCUGGACUUGGUCGGCCAGUAUCUGAAGGGGGAAUCGGCUUUGAUUAUCGUCUGGCCAUGGCCAUCCCUGACAAGUGGAUUGACUACUUGAAGAACAAGAAAGACCAUGAGUGGUCAAUGAAGGAAAUCUCUUCAAGUCUGACCAACAGGAGAUACACUGAGAGAUGUGUCUCUUAUGCUGAAAGUCAUGAUCAGGCCAUUGUUGGGGACAAGACUAUUGCAUUUUUUCUAAUGGAUGAAGAAAUGUAUUCUGGCAUGUCUUGUUUGACUGAUGCUUCUCCUGCUAUUGAACGAGGGGUUGCACUUCACAAGAUGAUACACUUCAUAACCAUGGCAUUAGGUGGGGAGGGCUACCUUAAUUUCAUGGGCAAUGAGUUUGGCCAUCCGGAGUGGAUUGAUUUCCCAAGAGAAGGCAAUGGAUGGAGUUAUGAGAAGUGCAGGCGUCAGUGGAAUCUGGUGGAUACAGAUCAUUUGCGAUACAAGUUCAUGAAUGCAUUUGACAGGGCAAUGAACUUGCUUGAUGAUAAAUUUUCAUUCCUCACAUCAACAAAACAGAUUGUAAGCAGCACUGACGAAGAAGACAAGGUUAUAGUUUUCGAGCGUGGAGAUCUUGUGUUUGUGUUCAAUUUUCACCCAGAGAAUACGUAUGAAGGCUAUAAAGUUGGCUGUGACUUGCCUGGGAAAUAUAGAGUUGCAUUGGAUAGUGAUGCUUGGGAAUUUGGAGGACGUGGAAGAGUAGGUCAUGAUAUAGACCAUUUCACCUCCCCAGAAGGAAUUCCAGGAGUUCCUGAAACUAAUUUUAAUAAUCGGCCCAAUUCCUUCAAGGUCCUCUCCCCCGCUCGCACUUGUGUGGUAUAUUAUAGAGUGGACGAAAACAACAAAGAAAACAGCAAUGGCAAUGUGGUUGCAGCAAAAGAGAGACUGGCUGCAGAAGAUGUUGGCAAAGUUACUGGUGAAUCUGCAUCCAUAGAAGAUAAAGAUCCCAAUUUCGGUGUGGUAGAGGAGACAUCAACUCCAGUUCUUGUUGCAGAAACUCUUGAGAAACCUACCUCGUUAGAAAGUGAAGUUCUGGACAAUAACGAAGAUGCAGACAACUGAGAAAUUUUCUCGAGGGAGGGAUUUAUUUUGUAAAUUUUGUAGAUGCCAGCGGGUGGUGUGUGUAUAUAUAUGUACGACAAAGAACAGUUCUUCUCAUGUAAACAUCCCUUUUAUUUUCUUUCAAAUAAGCCAGGAGCUUGAGGGAGAAUUAGACAAUUGCAAUGAAUUUUAUGAAUUUACAUGCUUGGAUA